Messenger RNA from Metopolophium dirhodum (rose-grain aphid), 3926 nucleotides. RefSeq lists its product as uncharacterized. Gene Ontology annotation, molecular function: protein binding; DNA binding. NCBI's taxonomy places the organism in Eukaryota, Metazoa, Arthropoda, Insecta, Hemiptera, Aphididae. The coding region runs from base 455 to 3391 and encodes 978 amino acids. The transcript is spliced from 16 exons. The record is from RefSeq and is a predicted model, not a curated record.
CGCCCCAUCAUAGUGUACCACAACCACACUACCACUUGUCUUUUCUCUCCCCGCUCGUGCUUCACCGGUUCCCGCGAUUUAUUUGUUGAUAUUGUUGACAUCUCCCGAUCGACGGACGAACCGACGAACGCGUUAACGACGACGGACCUACCGAAUGCAGAACUCUCGUGUUUUACUCUCUCAUUUUGUUAUCGGCUUCUCGAACGGCUUCUACGAUACGGAUCCAGCUUGUGCGUUUAGCGUUAUCGUGACAACGUCUCCGUCAGUCGUCCCACCGAAAACCGCAUCCAUGUAAUCCGAUUGACUGGUGGCGUGUUUCCCGGGCAACUGUGGCGUUCGAAGACAUUUGCACAACGAUCUUUGGACGCGUCCGUCCUGCUCAUCACACGUGAAUCGCGCGUUUCCUGCCGGAUAACGCCGCCGGCAUAUCCUGUAUUACAAACGAGUAUCAACAAUGGAUAAAUCGGAGAGAAAGAAAUCUGCUGGUUUAAAAGAAAUCAAUAAACCAGAACAACAUUUUAUUGGAUUUGAUAUUGAUGAUGAUGUAUUGAUAAUAAUUGAAAAUAAGAAAAAAUCGGUUAAAAUGGAACUAAGUAAAGAAACAGGUGAACCUAUGGAAGUAGAAGAGCCAUCCAUUGUUAAUAAUAAUCAUGUUAAUAAAAAGAAACAGUCUAAAUCAAGUAUAUCAUCACCAGAACCUAAUGAUGUUAAGAACAAUCGGAGUAAUAAGAGGCAUAAGAAAGAUAAUUUACGUGAUGCCGUAGAAUCUUUGGAAUUACAAGUUCCCCCUACUUUAGAACUUACUACUCCAACAUUCAACCUUACCUCUUCUAACACUAGAACACGCCGUAGUACGGGUAGAAAAAUGAAUGUUGAUAUCAGUGAUGCUAUUUAUAAACUUCCAUUUGAGCAUGGUUGGAAACGAGAAUUAGUAUACAGAACAUCAGGUGAAUCUACUAUUCUUAAUCGUGCAAAUAGAAGUGGUGAUGUAUACUAUUAUUCUCCGACUAACCGAAAACUUAGAUCAUUACGAGAAAUUCAGGAACAAUUGGACAUCUUAUCUGAUAAACAUCUAACCAUAGAAAGUUUUACAUUUUUAAAACAACCAAUUGGCAUGAAUGAUCGAUCUAAAGAACUUAUCAGAGAUGCAAAUUCUAAAUUAUCUAAAGAAGACUCUUUUGUUGGUGUUGCUGUUAGACCUAAAAAAUCUAAGACACCUGCACAGCGGCCACCAUUUGAUUAUGAAUUGUCAGAUGAUGAAAACAACAAGUCUUCAAAUAAAAUGAAAAUUGUUUUUAAAAAUUCUAAGAGCUCCUCUAGAUUGAGAUCUAAAAAAGGUAUUUCAGAAUCAAUGAAUACAACUUCAUCUACACCUGAAUACAUAUCUGAAGACUGCCAAGCUAUUCAAUCUAGUGCAUCACCAAAAGUUUCUUCUCCAAAACUUGAGAAAAUUGAUAUAAAUAAUACAAUAGUUAAAAGACGGUUGUCAACAUCAGAUGGUGAAGUCAUUAUGCAGACACCUUGUGGGAUACGGUGCCCAAAUAAUGAUGAACCUGCCACUUUAAUGUGUGCCCAAUGUCUGGUCUACUAUCAUCCAGCAUGUGUCAAUUUAAAUGCUAAUUUAAAAAUUGUUGGUUAUGUAUGUAUAAACUGUCGAUCUACUGUGCGACAAAGAAAUAGACGCGUACAGUCUUCUCAUACUGUGGUUGUUGGUGCUACUGAACCGGAACAACUACGUGUUGAACCAAUUCGUAUACGACAGGUGCAUCAAGCGUCAGACACACCUAAUUUUUUUAUUGACAGAACACCUAUUUCUAAAACUGAAGAAACGCAUUAUGAAAUUGAUGAAUAUAGUGAUAAUAGUGACUCUGAUAUAAUUAAUACAGUUAUUUGUCAAGGAAAUGUAUACAAAACUACAAUGGUUGAUGGUAGUUUUCAUGAGCAAUAUGUUUAUGAAAUGAAACAAACACGAGGACCCAGUUUAAUGACCUGUGUUAUUCAAGAACCUAAAAAUCUGGAUGAGAAUUCUGAAAUGAAUGGUUCUUUAAGAGAAAUUGUUACAUCUACUGCAUCCAUGCAAUCAGUCAAUUACAUGGUUAACUCAAUGAGACAUGUUUUUAAACAUUUGAAAACGCAUGAGCUGUUAUCAGCUUCUAGAGUAUGUACCGCCUGGCAUAUAAUUGCAAUGAAUAAAUACUUAUGGCAGAAUGUUCGUUUAAAAAAUUCUAUGGUCUAUGACUGGGAAAGAUUUGUAGACUCAAUUGAUCAACAAAGAACUGAUACAUUAGACACUAGACGUAUGUUGAUACCCUCUAAAGUUGAAGACUUCGAAAGUUUUUGGUUGCGAUUUGCAAAUGCAAUGAAAAGAGCAAAAAAGUUAAAAUUCAUUGAAUUGUAUAGAUGUCCUGUCAUUGUAGUUGAAGAUAUUAUUUACUCAUUACCUCAAAUUGAAGUACUUAAUGCUACUUCAAUAAAAAAUCCAAAUUUGACGAAAGAGACAAAGAAUCUCAAUGAUUUAAUGUACCUUAACUUAAAUUAUUUGGGACAAAUGACAAAGCUCACAGAGUUAAGACUAAAAGGUUUAACUGGAAUAAAAUUGACGGCACUACCAUCAUUUGAAAAUUUAAUACAUUUGAAUAGAUUUUCAUUAACCUCUAUUAAAGCAUUUCCAAAAGAGAUCUAUCAGAGUUUAAAUACUAUUACUGAUAAUAUUGAGUUUUUUGAAAUUGGUGAUUGCGAAUGCUUAACAAGGGACUUUGCUGUGUCACUAAAAAGAUUUGUCAAUUUGAAAACAUUGAGAUUAGAAAAUUGCUGUAAUAGAUGGGAUCAAUCUGCACAGGAUGUUUUUACUGUCAUUAGAGGUCUUGAAAAGCUCAAUGUUCUGGAAUUGAUAAACAUUGAAUUCAGUAAUAAUGUCGAAGAUGAAUUGGAAAAAUGUCAUGGUAUUAAAGCUUUACUGAUUAUUCCUGCUUAUGUGAGCCAAUCCGCAACUACUAACUGUCACCUGAUUGACUGUCUCAAGAAACUCUCCAAGACAUUAACGCACUUGGUUUGGGGAUUGACUCAUGAGUUACUCCGUGUUACAGACUUAUUUAUAACUCAAUAUCAACAGAACCAGCAUACAAUUGGUUAUAAUUUAGAAUUAUCCCAUACCAAAGAAACGACUAACAAUAUACCUAUACUCAGAACAAGAAAGCCCCGACAGCGACCAGGAGAUGAGGCUACUCUUGAAAAAGAAAAAGACAAGUCAGAUAAUGUUGAUAUACUUUCAGUUCCUGCUCUAGAGAAAUUGUUAGAUACUAUGAUGCCUGAUGCUAAGACUAAGGUAAUUAAAGUUCCCUUUUCUGGAACAGGUAGAGUUUAUUUGAGUGAACAGUUUAAUGAUCUUUAAAUAAAAUGUAUAGUAUUCAUUUGUUUCUUUAUAUGAGAAACCUUUUGCAAUAUAAUUCUAUUUUUUGUGACCAGGAAAAAAUUUUUUUUUUUGUACUUCAAGGUGGAGAUUUUAAUAACAAUUUAAAUUAUUAGUUAUAAUGUACAUGUAUUAUGUUUUUCUGUAUGUAUAAUAAUAACUGAUCAUUAAGCGUAAAUGUUAUCAUACAUUUAGUAGAUUUUUAAUUGUAAUAAUUUUAUUUCAUUUAUAAUUCAUAUUUUUUUUUUUCAUUUUGUAAAUAAUAUAAAUCUAUAAUUUGAAAAUGUAAUUCUUGCUAUUCAUUGUAUAGUAAAUUAAUUUUGAUUCAAAUCUAAAUAAAAUUAGGUUCAAGAACUUUUUAAUAAACAGUAAUAUUCUAUGUACUUUCAUGAAAAAUAAUUCAUGCCAUAUAGAAUCAUUUUUAUAACUGAAAUCAAUUGUCUUUAAUUUAGAUAUGAUUUUACAAUAAAAGUUAGUACAUCUUUUUGUUAUAAAAUAAAUAAUUGAAUUUAAAUAA